Molecule: messenger RNA, 1461 nt
Organism: Platichthys flesus (European flounder)
Lineage: Eukaryota; Metazoa; Chordata; Actinopteri; Pleuronectiformes; Pleuronectidae
Product: creatine kinase B-type-like
Exons: 8
Coding region: 124-1269 (381 amino acids)
Biological process (GO): phosphocreatine biosynthetic process
Molecular function (GO): creatine kinase activity
Source: RefSeq, a predicted model, not a curated record
CGGGUAUAAAAAGCUGAGGGACGCUUUAAUCCGCAACAACAGCAUCAGACCCGCAUCAGGACCUGAUCAGACCCGCAUCAGACCCGCAGCAGACUGAACCUUGAGGUCAGCCCAGGCGUCAUCAUGCCUUUCGGUAACACCCACAAUGCGCUGAAGAUGAACUACUCCGCGGAGCAGGAGUACCCCGACCUCAGCCAGCACAACAACUACAUGGCCAAGGUGCUCACACCUGAGCUGUACGCCAGCCUGAGGGACAAGGAGACGCCCAGUGGGUUCACCCUGGACGAUGUCAUCCAGACUGGCAUCGACAAUCCAGGUCACCCGUUCAUCAUGACGGUCGGAUGCGUCGCCGGAGACGAGGAGACGUACGAGGUGUUCAAAGACCUGAUGGAUCCAGUGAUUGAAGAGCGCCACGGAGGAUACAAGCCAUCAGACCUCCACAAGACGGACCUGAACUUUGAAAACCUGCAGGGUGGAGAUGAUCUGGAUCCAAACUACGUCCUGAGCUCUCGGGUUCGCACCGGACGGAGUGUUCGUGGCUUCUGCCUGCCCCCCCACUGCAGCCGCGGAGAGCGACGGGCGAUCGAGAACCUGUCCAUCGAAAGUCUGGACGUCCUGGACGGGGAGUUAAAGGGGAAGUACUAUGCCCUGAAGAACAUGACGGAGGAGGAACAGCAGCAGCUGAUCGAUGACCACUUCCUGUUCGAUAAGCCUGUCUCCCCGCUGCUGCUGGCAUCCGGAAUGGCCCGUGACUGGCCCGAUGGCCGCGGCAUCUGGCACAACGACAACAAGAGCUUCCUGGUUUGGGUGAACGAGGAGGAUCACCUGCGCGUCAUCAGCAUGGAGAAAGGCGGGAACAUGAGGGAAGUGUUCACCCGCUUCUGCACCGGACUCACCAAGAUCGAGAGCUUGUUUAAGGAGCGAGGUCACGAGUUCAUGUGGAACGAGCACCUGGGCUACGUCCUCACCUGUCCGUCAAACCUGGGGACGGGACUAAGAGCCGGCGUCCACGUCAAACUGCCGAACCUCAGCAAGAGCGACAAGUUCGGAGAAAUUCUAACGAGACUGAGGCUUCAGAAGAGAGGCACAGGUGGAGUGGACACAGCGGCGGUGGGCGGAGUCUUUGACAUCUCCAACGCGGACCGUCUGGGUUUCUCCGAGGUGGAGCUUGUUCAGAUGGUGGUGGAUGGCGUCAACCUGCUGGUGGACAUGGAGAAAAGUCUGGAGGCCGGAGACAGCAUCGACGACAUGAUCCCUGAGCAGAAGUGAACUGUGUCCCCGCCUCCUCAGCCCUCACUCCCCCUCCUCACCCCCUCACGGUAACCAAUCAGAGAGCGUCCUGCAGGACAUGUAGCACUGCUCACUUAGACUUCGUCUUCCAACAUGUGAAGGACUUCUAUGUCUCUCCAACUGUUGGACUCGUAGCACCUGAAUAUCUAAUAAAGUAUUUGUGUCCCUGAA